GACAGGCAAGUUUGAGGCUCAAAGUGGCUGCAUAUAUCAAGAGGUGGUAAGGUGCUUGAAUCAUUUGGUCAUCAGGCAGUUUGUGUCCAUACCACUGAAACAAUGCAUCUAGCUCUGCCCAUAUAUCUAAGUGUCCUUUUGAUUGGCUCUGUCUUUGCUGGAGGUUCCUGGUGUGCCAAAAUGGCAAGAGCCCGAGCAGCUGCCAUGGGUUUGGACCUCCCUAGGACCCAGUUUGUCCCUUACCAUCUUCGACCAACACGCCAUGGGAGUUUUGAUCCCAUAAGAAACCACUAUGAAAAUAAUGAUGGCCCCAAAGAGGCUGAGUUUCAGCACAAUGGUAAAAUCCAAGGGGAUGGAUAUCCAAGUGACUGGGCCUAUGAACAAGUCUUCCCCAGAGGCUUUCAACCCAAACCGUCUACACUAAACCACUACGGUUCUGAUCCCAGUUUGGCUGACUCCUCUAUCAGCCAUUCUUCCCACACUCCCAGGGGAGAGUUUAUUAGCAGCCACAAGCCCAACUUUGAUCAGGUGAAGAAUUCUGCGCCUCGACCAAAUGUAAUGGUAGCCCCUGGUCAGUUUGAGUACUCGGAGAAAGUGGACAUUCGAGGUUACUAUAAGCCUAUUGUAGUUCAGCCUGUCCCCAGCAGACACGGAAUAGCCCAGAGUGUGGUUUCACGACCCCAGGAUUAUGGUGCUGUACCCUAUGGAAAAAGUAUCCUAUGGCCCUGGCCGCAGUAGAGGCUUUUCCUCUAGAUCCUCUCCACCAUCCCAGAGUGGACUGAUCAGCCACUAAACUAAGACAAUUCUGUUCCCAGGCCCUGGUGCUGUCCAUUCCUUGAUCAAAGAGCAGAAUAUGAAGCAGUUUGUGAUGAAGAGUCAGCAAAAACAGGGAUCCGGUUGGUUAAGAUCCUAAUGGACAAACUUUAUUUUGGUUUGUAAAGGAAAGUUUGUCCGUCAGGAUCUUAACCAACCAGAUCCCUGUUUUUGCUGACUCUUCGUCACAAACCUUUGUCUGAGGAGCCAACCAUACCAGUGGUGAGCGAAUCGGUGACCCUAUGCACUUUUAAGGGCAAAACAUGUAUGCUGUGUUUGUAUUAAAGUACAUUUACUUAUCCA
Molecule: messenger RNA, 1116 nt
Organism: Coregonus clupeaformis (lake whitefish)
Lineage: Eukaryota; Metazoa; Chordata; Actinopteri; Salmoniformes; Salmonidae
Exons: 3
Coding region: 103-738 (211 amino acids)
Source: RefSeq, a predicted model, not a curated record